UAUCAGCAGAAGACAUGGAAUUGCUGGGACAGAAUUAUUGUGCCUGGUUUUAAUUCCAAAGGAGAAGUUGUUACCUUGAGAGACAUCUGUGAUCAUAUCCAGAGGGAGCAUGACCUUGUGCCUCAGCAGUUGCUAUUUGGGACAGCCACUCUCUAUGAUAAGGAAGAUGAAAUCAAAGAGCAACAGCCUCCUUUCAGCCUGACGGAAUUGAUUCGUAAAAUCACUGGAAAGCCAAUCCCCAAGGAGUGCCGUCUCUUGAUAUUGUCCAUGGUCUGUGAAAAUGAAGAACUUGAUGAUGAAUUACCACCUGUUCAUGUCAUGCUUCAAACCAACCAGUAGUCAGAAAUAAAUUACUUGUGCAACAGAUCAGAAAGGAAGCAAUCUCAUUCAAUCAGACAGAAGCAGUGACAGUGGCUGGUCUAAACACAAAUUAAAUGUGCUUUGGUGAAGGGAUGAAGUGAUGUGCCCUCUCCAGUGUACCAGCUUAAAUUUGCCUGCAAGAGUUAUCCUACCCCUGAGGGCUAUGAACAGAUAAUUUGUUGGAAAUGAAUAUGAAGUGCAUCUUACAGAACUUCUUUUGUCGUACCCUGAAUCUCACUUCUCCUUAUGUUCCUAUAUCACAUCAGUUGGGUGCGUGGCAACAUUACAUUAACCUGCUCUGCUUUGCCAGAAAGUUUAUUGAACUGGCGUCCUCCUUAAGCGUUGGUCUAUGACUUGUAGGCAGCACUGCAAAUGUGGGUGGGGAUUCGGCUCGUUGUAGUCCAACACAGCUGAAAGGCUCCAGGCUAGGUACAUCUACCUUAAAGGAUGGGAUAUUUUCAUUAUCUCAGCACCGAAAGACCUAAUCUUCAACGUUCAACUAGUAUUUCCAACUAGAUGAGAGCUCAAGGGACACACCAGGAGAGGUUUUGGAAAGCCAGUCGCAAUUAGAGCAGGCAGCGUUGGGCUAGAUGUAGCAAUAAUCAACCGGAGUACCUUCAAGCUUCCAGCUGUCCCUGUCUUUUGAAUAAGUGCAAUGGGAAGAGAGACAUCGGAGUACUGUGAGAUAUUUGAGAGGCAUUAACUUGUGCUGUAGUUGAGGGCAAAAUCUGAUUUUAAAUGCCUUGAUUGUUGAUUGGGCAGCGUGGCGCAAACCAUUGUCUUUUUUCUUACAGUAAGAUAGGGUUAUCAUGGGGAUGAAUGAGACUUUGUAAAUCAUUCAUUAUGCAUGCCGAAAGGAAGAUCAGAAGCUGCCUUAUACAAGGGCUUCAUCAUCUGGCUCGCUACCUAGCUCACUAUUUAACAAUUAUGGAUGGAGUUCUUUUAAGCCCUACGUGCAGAUACCAAGGUGGACUGAAUGGGCAUCUUGCAUUUAAAAUACGUGCUCUCCCAAGGUAGCCUGCCCCUGAUUACACAUUGUUGCCAAUGGAGUUGAUAGUGCCCAUGGCUUUUCAGGAUAAACCACAGCCUCCCUGAUUGUUGGCCACCUGGACUUCGGGAAGGAAAUUCACUGUUGCGGAUAGAUCCAGAAGAAAUGUGUGUAUUUGUAAGCAAAUUGCUUUGCUGUAUUGUCCAUCUAUUAGUUUUAGUUGUUCUGUCCACUCAGAUCCGUCUUCAUUGUGACAGCUCUAUAGAUACCGGUAGUCCUGAACUUAGGACUGUAAUGGAGCCUGCCCAUUAUAGUCAUAAGUCAUGAUGGCUGUAAAGCAGGUUAUCAGGUGACCAAUCUGAUUAUACAAGCUAUUUUUUGCAGCAGUUAAGCGCAGCCAUUGUUCACUAUGAGGUUUUCUUUUUUGCCAAAAGCCAGAAGUAAACAUUGGUUUUCAG
Messenger RNA from Notechis scutatus (mainland tiger snake), 1806 nucleotides. The record is from RefSeq and is a predicted model, not a curated record. NCBI's taxonomy places the organism in Eukaryota, Metazoa, Chordata, Lepidosauria, Squamata, Elapidae.